Actinia tenebrosa (Australian red waratah sea anemone) is the source of this 2338-nucleotide messenger RNA. RefSeq lists its product as uncharacterized. NCBI's taxonomy places the organism in Eukaryota, Metazoa, Cnidaria, Anthozoa, Actiniaria, Actiniidae. The record is from RefSeq and is a predicted model, not a curated record. Gene Ontology annotation, molecular function: protein dimerization activity.
UGAUAUGCUAAUAAGACAUCAACUUCUAGAAAAUAUACUUACUCAAUUUUAAGCACAGCUCAGCGAAGAUGGCGAUGAAAGAAAACACGAUUAUUUAUCUUGCUUUGCUUUUUCCUUCGCUUUGUAAUUUGAACACAUCAACAGAUGAAGCUAUUCCUCUGAUUACGGUACAGAAAAACGGGGACGAGGCACAUGAGUUUAUUCUAAAUCCAGACGCCAUUUCCAUGAUGAAACAAGUGUCUUCGCCAGUCAAGAUCAUUGCAGCUAUUGGAGACGCUAGAGUCGGCAAAUCUACAGCAUUGAACUUUAUUCAUUACACUCUGAGCAACGUUAGUUCCUCAGCAUCUGACACUAAAAAUGUCGAAGAAAUAUUUGUAACGGGAGACACCAUGAAUCCCGUUACUCAUGGCGUUUGGAUAGCGAAACCAAAUGGAAUGAACGAUGUCAUAUUGCUGGACGUGGCAGGGGUGGAUCCAGGUUUGAUGUUAUUCAUGAAAGAGUCUCCAAGUAAUCACACACUUGAGUUUCUGUAUAAAAUAGUUCGCCUAAGUGAGGAGGCCUUUGGAACAAAGAAGAGUGAAUAUUUUCCACGCUUGACAGCGGUUCUACGUGGAGCACUUAAACCACCGCAGGGCUAUGAAAACAUUGAUCAAUAUAUAACCGAUGCUUUGAUCACAGCAAAGUGGAAGGACGAAUCUGAUGACCAAAGAGAUGCCAUAAGAACUCGUUUCCCUAAAGACCACAUCACAGUUUUCAACAUACCAUACGAUGCAUCAACUCCAAAAUACCUCAAAACCCCCAAGCAAUUUCUAGGUUCAGAAUAUCUGGAAAGCAUCGAAAACCUAACGCAACACUUAUUUGAAUUGCCUGAGAAGAAGUCGUUAGGAGGAGCUGUUUUAGAUGGACCGGCACUCGCAGAAUUGGCCAAGAAUCUAGUGAAAGACAUGAAUGAUAAAACUCGUUGGAAUGACCUCAAUCCAAGUUUUUACUCUCUUUUUGAAGAAAACCUGUGCAGAAAAAGCUAUGAGAAAUAUAUCGAACCGCUUUUGCGUCUACGUAAGGCAGAAGAUAUGGAAACGCAGAAAGACGAAAAACUGAUGCUUUUCAAAGAAAAUUGUAAAUUGCCAAAGUGCAUCAUCCAGGCCGAAAUUGAUAUUGACAAAGCUAUAACACUUCAGAAAGAACGGGAACGGCAGCAAAACGAUUUUGUGACCAAUCUGAAAAUUGUAGUAUUAAUUGCAGCAGCGGUGGCAAUGGUGGCAGUAGUGGCACCAGUAGUAGUAGUACCAUUACUCAAUCAUUUUUUGUCGAGAUUUUUAAGCGAUGCUCAACUGAAGGAAAACAUAACUGUGUUGUAUAACUCUGAGUACGAAACUAUUGGUCUUCGUGGAGUAGAAUGGGUCUGGAACAAAGAAGCAGAGAGGCUAGGACUGAGUGGUAAAGAAUCAGGCGUGGUUGCACAGGAAGUAGAGCUGCUCUAUCCAUGGGCUGUGACCGAAGGGCAUGAUGGGUACCAACAGGUCAACUAUCUUGCUUUGAGGUUGUUGAUCUGGACGAAGAAAUUCCAACAAAAAGCUGUGAAGACUUGAUCAAAUACAUUUGAAAAUGUUGGCUUUAGCGUGGCUUUGAAGAUUUUCACCGAUAGAACCAUAACACUAAGAUGCAAGAAUAAAGGAAUAGAAAUCGGAUGGGACAAAUAUUCACGAGGGGAAAAAUGAAUAGAAAUAUUAAUCUAAAACGGGAAACACUAUAGAAGGAUAGACACUUUAAAAAUUGAUUGCAUCACUAAUUAAAAAUUUCGCUUGGAAGGACUUUUAGUGUAGUUGACUAGGUAUUAGUGUUAUACUAAAAGUAGAAUGGCUAUGUACUAUGUUUUCAAUGUUGUUUUUGUAAACAUAUAAGGCAACCUUCUGCGUGCACAUGCACGUGUUUUACUUGGCGUGGUCUAUGAUUUUGUGUACACCUUUUAAAAAAUCACUUUCGCACAUGAUAGUGAUAAUGAUAACGAUAAUGACAGUGACAGUGACAGUGACAGUGACAGUGACAGUGACAGUGACAGUGACAGUGACAGUGAUAGUGAUAGUGAUAAUGAUAAUGAUAUGAAAAAAGAUAAAUACAUAUUUUACCAGGGUAGGCCCGUCAGCGAAGCUGUUAUCAAGGAGCGCCCUGGACAAAUAAUAAAAUACAAAUAAAUACGAACUAAAUAAUUUAACUUAACGAUAUAAAAAAUUCUAAUUUAUAUAAGCUUAAAAACGAUUUCCAGAUGUUAGCUAGUAAAAGGAUUUCUAAAAUUGUCUAAAAUUAGUAGAGGACUAAAAAAAAUAAAAUCUUAAAUAUA